GGUGUAAAUAGUUUUUUCUUUUCUCAGUAGCACCAUGGAUGCACGCUUUACUCGUGGGAAGUCAGCUAUCCUUGAGCGGUCACUCACCCGUCCAAAGACCGAUGUCAGUCUCAGUGCUUUUUCAUUGCUCUUCUCUGAAAUUGUGCAGUACUGCCAGAACCGUGUUUACUCUGUCUCAGAGCUUCAGAACAAGCUUUCUGAACUUGGACAACAGGUGGGAGCCCGCAUUCUGGAUGUUCUGGUGAUGCGGGAGAAAAAUGGCAAGCGAGAAACUAAAGUCAUCAACAUCCUGCUCUUCAUUAAGGUGACUGUGUGGAAGGCUCUCUUUGGGAAGGAGGCUGAUAAGCUGGAGCAAGCCAAUGACGAUGACAAGACCUACUACAUCAUUGAAAAGGAGCCUCUCAUCAACACGUACAUCUCGGUGCCCAAGGAGAACAGCACUCUCAACUGUGCCUCUUUCACAGCGGGAAUUGUGGAGGCCAUGCUCACCUGCAGUGGUUUCCCUGCUAAGGUCACAGCCCACUGGCAUAAGGGCACCACCCUCAUGAUCAAGUUUGAUGAGUCAGUUAUAGCACGUGACAAAGCUCUGGAUGGCCGCUGAGUACAAGUUGUCUGAACUGAUCUGAAUUGCUUUUGUGUAACACGUACUCCGAUAGGAUUUUGAACUUACUGCCCUGACCAUGAUGGGCUGCUUGUAGUGCAGAAAACCAGUUCACUUCAUGUUGUUAUGUCCAUACAUUAGCUCUGACAUUGAAUAUUUCUCCAGUGUUGGUACUUAUCACCCAGGACCAUUUCAGUUUCCAGAGAUCGUCCCUGAUUGCAUUGUUAAGCUUUUCAAGGCUGGAAGCUGGGCAGGCAAGGGAGGUUAUAUUUUUCCCUAUCACAGCCAGUGAGCAGAGCUAAGCUUAGGUGACAUACAUAGAAUUGGAUUUAAGGAAUCUUCCGUUCCUGUUGUUCUGUAUUUCUUUGUUGCUGCUCUUCUGAAGUUGCACCGAGAGAAUAGUUCUAAAGCAUGAAUGUGGAUGCUCUGUUUGCAUUUAGAAUGAGCCAAGAAGUUCUCACGUUCAUGUUUUUACUGCUGCAGAGUUAGUGUCUAUGAGUUAGUGAUAAGUGUUGUGGUUUUCUUGCAUUCUUGCCUGCAGAAAUAAGUUGGAACUGUUUUUGCAAAGCCAUUUUAUUCUGUCAGCUCUUGAUCAUUGUGUUCUGGCAGCCUUUAGUGUUGCUCCGAAGUUAUAAAGACAGCAGAGCUCAACUAGAUCUCUCUGAAGUCAGGCUUAGAGGGGGCUAAGCAAAGAAUGUUUGAGAGUUGUUCCUCCAAGGAUAUUCCAGAUUAAGUUGCAACAUAGCAGCAGAUAUCAGUCUUUGGAUUCCUGUGGACUGGGUAGGUCCUUUUGUUAUGUUGUUGUUAAAGCAAAAAGAAUACCAAGGACCUAUGGUUGAAAGAAAUUCGCUUGUUGGGCUGCUUUUUAAAAAUAAUUUAAAAUUGUUCCAUUAAAUACAGUUAAGAUACUAAAGGUUCUGAAUGAUCUGUUCUUGUUGCCCUCCUCCCAGUUAAUAAACUGUUGAAUAGCCA
Messenger RNA from Heteronotia binoei (common prickly gecko), 1573 nucleotides. RefSeq names its product trafficking protein particle complex subunit 5 (gene TRAPPC5). Bases 35 to 601 code for a protein of 188 amino acids. Gene Ontology annotation, cellular component: TRAPPIII protein complex; TRAPPII protein complex; TRAPPI protein complex. The record is from RefSeq and is a predicted model, not a curated record. Gene Ontology annotation, biological process: endoplasmic reticulum to Golgi vesicle-mediated transport. The transcript has a single exon. Lineage: Eukaryota; Metazoa; Chordata; Lepidosauria; Squamata; Gekkonidae.